UCUCUCUCGCUCUCUCGCUCUCUCUCUCUGGGUGCCUGUCUGAGAAAUAGAGCAAAGCAGCAAACCUGUUUAUCUGCCUGAAACCAGGAAACCAAUCAAACGUUGCAAGGGGGGAGAGGAUAGAGAGAGACGGAGAAGAAACAGCAGCGUUUGAGGCCAUGACAGAGAAGGUGUUUCCACUGCUUUUUCACUCGUUCUCAUAGUUGCAGUGUGACAGAGCUUGAGGAGGGUGAAGGGACAAGGAGUGGACCGUCUCAUCUUUGAAUGCUGCCUCUGCACACGUCCAUCGCUGCCUACUGUGAUUUUGUUGGGUUAUCAUGCUACGGAUGAAGGACGGCUGCUGUUUGAGGACGCUAAGAUGUGAGCUUCUCAGAUGAAGCAGACAACUGACAGAAAUCAUUACAUCAGCGACAUGACGGCAGCAGCAGGUUCAAGCUCCCAGCUCCCAACAAGCGAGGACCGACAGCUGGUGGACAAGGCCCUCAAGAAACUGGACAAGCUCAACGAGCUGUGCACGAACCCCCGCCUGGGCCUGAGGAAAAGUCCGCCGUACCUGCCCGACCUGGUAUCUGAGACGACAGCGCUGCUCACGCAGGUUUGGGAGCCCUACAAAGGCUCCAAGGCCACAGGCGGACAGACGCCCCGGGGAGACGAGGCCAUCUACCUGAGGGUCCAUGUCAGAAACCUGCUGGAUAAGACAGACAGGGCCGUGCUGCUGUUCAAAGAAGGACGGGAAAAGAUAUUUGAGGAGACAUCGAGUCACAGGAGAGACUUGACCAAACUGUCUCUGCUGUUCAGUCACAUGCUGUGGGAGAUGAGGGCCAUGUUUCCAGAUGGAUCUUUUCAGGGUGACACCUACAAGUUAACCAAGCCAGAGGCCGAGAGCUUUUGGUGGCACUCGUGUGGCAACAAGUGUGUGGUUCCGUGGAACAUCUUUAAAGAGCAGCUGCGGAGUGUGCAUAUGUUUGAGGAAGGGAUGGAGUCCAUGGCGCUCAAAUCAACCAUCGAUCUCACCUGUAAUGACCACAUCUCUGUGUUUGAGUUCGACAUCUUCACCAGACUCUUUCAGCCCUGGAAGUCACUUUUAAGGAACUGGAACCAAUUAGCAGUGACUCAUCCAGGCUACAUGGCUUUCCUCACCUACGACCAGGUUGUAGCUCGUCUGGAGCACUACCUGCACAGGCCCGGAAGCUAUAUCUUCAGACUAAGCUGCACAAGAAUGGGCCAGUGGGCUAUUGGUCAUGUGACCACUGAGGGCAGCAUUGUCCAGACCAUCCCAGAGAACACACCUCUCUACCUGGCUCUCAUCGAAGGCUUCAAUGAGAGCUGCUACCUGUAUCCUGAUGGCCGUGAUGUGAACCCCGACCUGACCGCCUUGUGUGAACCUUGCCAGAGGAGCAAAGUCAUAGUCACAGAAGAGCAGUACGAGCUUUACUGCGACAUCGGCAGCACCUUCCAGUUGUGUAAGAUCUGUGCAGAGAAGGAUAAGGACACUCGUAUUCAGCCCUGUGGGCAUCUCCUGUGCCAACCCUGCCUCACAGGCUGGCAGCAGAAGUCAGUGGGCAACACGUGUCCAUACUGUCGCUGCGUCAUCAGAGGGACAGAGUCCAUUCUCGUCGAGCCCUACUUGGGAGGCAGGGGUCAUGUCCAGGAGGAGGAGGAGGAGGAAGAGGAGGAGGACCAUGAGGAUAUUGAACUUGUGGUAAAAGAAAUGGCUGCCUUGAGGAAGCAACAGUUCUCAAGUUUGGAUUACCAGGUGCCCAGCUCCCUCCUCUGGGCUCCACCUCUGCCCCCUAAAAACAGCAAGACCCCCCUCCACUCCUCCCAUCCCACCAACCAGCCCCAUACACCAGAAGCCAACAUGCUGACCAAACACCCCCACUCCGGUCCAGCUCACGGUGUCAGUGAGGCGCGGAGGAGACGCAAACAACAAGCAAACAGGACUCAGAGGGAGGAGCCAAACAGCAGUGAGGACGAUGACUCUGGCGGCCUGAGGUUGCCUAUGCCACACCCACUCUCCCACAGCGUUGAGCUACUUACAGAAGGGAAGAUGUCUUCUUCAUCCCAACUUGUCCACAGUGAUGCCGCAUGGCUCGGCCCCUCCCAUCCAGUCAAAGAGAGACAAAGACGUAAAGGGAGGGAGGAGAGGAGAAUCAGUCCCAGAAAGGAUAAAUUAAGUCUGGGUGAGGUGACGAGAACAAUGUCAUCCUGACAAAGACUCUGUAAAUGAAGAAAUGAACGAAUCCUCCUUCAGCCUCAGUUGGAAUAGUUUUUUGUGUCCUGUUUAUCUGUAAAUGAGUGUGUGUGUGUGUGUGUGUGUGUGUGUGAGUGCGGCAUGUGUGUGUCUGUGUGUAUCACUGACAAAAACCUUGUCCAUUGAGGCCUCCUGCUGUUUAAUAAUGUCACUGCCAUUAUCUCCACAGUAGGUUCAGCACCGAUUCAUAAAUAUAGUCACACAAUCCUCUCGUUUUCAUAAUUAAAGUAUUUUCAAUCCAAUAAUAAAAACUAAUGAAAGGCUUGAUAUUGGAAAAUGUAAUUAUCUGAACAAAAAAAAGGGAGCAAUUAAGAGUCAAAUCGUGAAACAUUAGAAAUAUGCUACCUCAUCUUUUAAACUUUAAAGCUAUGGUGUUCUUAUUAUUUAUGAAAGUAACUAAAGGUCGAAAUCAAUCUUCAAAAUGUUUAUGGUACUAAAACCAAACAAAUAAACCUGUAACUGACACAUA
Pleuronectes platessa (European plaice) is the source of this 2723-nucleotide messenger RNA. RefSeq names its product Cbl proto-oncogene C, E3 ubiquitin protein ligase (gene cblc). The transcript has 15 exons. Lineage: Eukaryota; Metazoa; Chordata; Actinopteri; Pleuronectiformes; Pleuronectidae. The coding region runs from base 374 to 2212 and encodes 612 amino acids. Gene Ontology annotation, biological process: cell surface receptor signaling pathway; negative regulation of epidermal growth factor-activated receptor activity. Gene Ontology annotation, cellular component: plasma membrane; membrane raft. The record is from RefSeq and is a predicted model, not a curated record. Gene Ontology annotation, molecular function: ubiquitin protein ligase activity; calcium ion binding; phosphotyrosine residue binding.